ACUGGCUCUACAAGAGGAGGGGAGGGGCUUGUGCUUGUCUGAUUGCCUCAGUGCUGCACGAAGAAGAAGUAGACGAGCAGCAGCAAGAACAGCAGCAAUCUUGACGGGCUAGUCGAUCGGGAUACCCACAGUUCGUUCAGCCGUGACACCGGCGUGCGUCCUCUGCUGCUUCCUUCCGCCUCCGGUGAGGUAGGUUUCUUCCUUCUCUUCCUGCGCCGAGAUGGCGCCCGCCGCAAUGGCGUGGCCGUCCACUUCCUGCGCCGCCCUCAAGCCUCUCGCCGCCGCCCCGCACCACCGCCACCGCCGCCAUGCCUGCCUCGCCACCAACCAGGCGGCCGUGCCCCUCCGCUCCGGCUUCCUUGGGCGCGCGCUGGUUGCCCGGCCGCGGCCGCGGCCGGUGGUCGCCGCCGAGAGGCCGAGCCGCGGCGGCGUCUCCGUGCGGGUGUCCUGGGAAGGGCCCCUCUCCUCGGUGCGCCUCAUCAUGCAGGGCCGCAACAUCAAGCUGACCGACAAUCUGAAGGAGCACAUCGAGGACAAGGUGGGGAGGGCGGUGGCGAAGCACAGCCACCUGGUCCGCGAGGUGGACGUCCGGCUGUCCGCCCGCGGCGGCGAGCUCAGCCGGGGCCCCAAGACGUCGCGGUGCGAGAUCACGCUCUUCACGAAGCGGCACGGCGUGGUGCGCGCCGAGGAGGACUCGGAGUCCAGCUACGGCAGCAUCGACCUCUCCUCCGGCAUCAUCAAGAGGAAGCUCAGGAAGAUCAAGGAGAAGGAGACCGACGUCCGCCACCUCAAGGGGACCAAGGAGUGGAGGCCGGCCACGCCGCUGGACGUCGGCGACCUCUCUGACGUGGAGGAGGAGGCCGACGCCGUCGCCGACGCCGACGACGAGGAGCAGAUCGAUCUGGAGGAGGCCAUCGGCGCCGAGGACGAGGAGACGACGGUCACCAAGGUGGUGCGCACCAAGGUGUUCGAGAUGCCGCCGCUGUCGGUGGAGGAGGCGAUAGAACAGCUGGAGAACGUGGACCACAACUUCUACGCCUUCAGGGAAGAGAAGACGGGCGAGAUGAACAUCGUGUACAGGAGGGACGCUGGGGGCUACGGCCUCAUCAUACCCAAGGGCGAUGGCCAUGUCCAGAAGACCACCAUUCCCAAGCAGCAGCAGCAGCAGCACUCCCUUGCUGGCUAGCCUAGCCUAGCUCAUCGAUCGAUCUCUCCCAAACCUGCAAGUGUAUUAUCAUAAUCAUCGUCGUCGUCAUCUGAUGUUUGCUAAUUAAUCAUGUGAAACUGCUAACGCUGUCCAUGCCAGGAGUGUCCAAUGUGCAAGUGGUUUUGAGAGAUAAUAGUCCCGGAUUUUACAGCGAUGGCAGCUUUGUUUAACCAGCUUAUUUUUGGUAUAUUAUGAGUAUGCUAUUUGCUACUA
Oryza brachyantha (malo sina) is the source of this 1420-nucleotide messenger RNA. RefSeq names its product ribosome-binding factor PSRP1, chloroplastic. Gene Ontology annotation, cellular component: cytosolic small ribosomal subunit. The transcript is spliced from 3 exons. Gene Ontology annotation, biological process: primary metabolic process; negative regulation of translational elongation. The coding region runs from base 221 to 1186 and encodes 321 amino acids. Lineage: Eukaryota; Viridiplantae; Streptophyta; Magnoliopsida; Poales; Poaceae. Gene Ontology annotation, molecular function: ribosomal small subunit binding. The record is from RefSeq and is a predicted model, not a curated record.